Drepanopeziza brunnea f. sp. 'multigermtubi' MB_m1 is the source of this 2319-nucleotide messenger RNA. RefSeq lists its product as uncharacterized. Gene Ontology annotation, molecular function: ribonucleoprotein complex binding; protein binding. The record is from RefSeq and is a predicted model, not a curated record. Gene Ontology annotation, cellular component: PeBoW complex; preribosome, large subunit precursor. Gene Ontology annotation, biological process: ribosome biogenesis; maturation of LSU-rRNA from tricistronic rRNA transcript (SSU-rRNA, 5.8S rRNA, LSU-rRNA). NCBI's taxonomy places the organism in Eukaryota, Fungi, Ascomycota, Leotiomycetes, Helotiales, Drepanopezizaceae.
AUGGCGCCCCCAACUCUUGAUCGAAAGCGCAAAUCUGUGACGCGCGAUUUGCUGGAAAUAUCAGAUGGCGAGUCGGAAGCUGAAUUUGGUGAUGGAAUGCUAGAAGGCAUUUUGUCGCAAAGCGAAGAUUCCGACAUCGACAGUGAUGGAGACGAGGACAGUGACGAGGAAGACGAUGAAGAUGCGGAGACAUCGGAAGCCCUGGAUAGCGACGAAAUACCCUCAGAGGACGAAGAUGAGGCCGCUGCUAUUGGGGCGCUGGUCAAAACCAAUGGGGAAAAAAAGAAAUCGAUAUCGGAAGAAGACGACGAGAAUAAGCCGAAUUAUACCAUCACCACCGACGCUAAUGGAGGGAUAAGAUACGUCUACAAAGAAAUUGAUCCUGUCUAUGACUCUGACGACUCCGAUGCGCAAGAUGCCACCAACACGAUUGGGAGCAUUCCCCUGACUUUCUAUGAUUCGUAUCCACAUAUUGGCUACGAUAUCAAUGGGAAGAAGAUCAUGCGGCCAGCAAAGGGGGAGGCCCUAGAUGCGCUGUUAGACAGCAUUGAUGUUCCCAAGGGCUGGACUGGGCUUACAGAUCCAGCUACUGGCAAACCCUUGAACCUGAGUCAGGAUGAGCUGGAGAUUCUUAGAAGAAUUCAGACAAAUGAGAUGCCUGAGGAAGGCUACGACCCGUAUCCUGCUACUGUCGAAUACUUCACUGGGAUCGAGGAAAUUAUGCCUCUCAGUGCAGCCCCCGAGCCAAAAAGACGCUUCCUGCCUUCCAAACAUGAAGCCAAGAGGAUAAUGAAGAUUGUUCGAGCCAUACGGGAAGGAAGGAUACUUCCAUACAGACCUCAUGAGGAGAAAGAAGAAGAGGAGGAGGAGACCCACUACGAUAUUUGGCAAGAUGAGGUACCUCGUCCUGAUCAUAUCAUGAACAUCCCCGCACCGAAAAUGCCUCCUCCAGGAUACGAUAUGAGCUACAAUCCACCUCCUGAGUAUCUCCCAACAAAAUCAGAGAGGCAAGAGUGGGAAUCAACCGACCCUGAAGAUAGGGAAAAGGAAUACCUGCCAACCGGUUAUGAUUCCCUGCGCAAAGUACCCGGUUACGAAAAUUUCAUCAAGGAGAGAUUUGAACGCUCCUUAGACUUGUACCUGGCACCCAGAGUCCGCAAGAACAGACUAAACAUCGAUCCCGCAUCACUUUUACCCAAACUCCCAAGACCCGAAGAGCUGAAGCCGUUCCCAACCGUAUGCUCGACACUCUUCCGCGGUCACGAUGGACGAGUCCGCAGUUUGGCCAUCGAUCCUACUGGAAAUUGGCUUGCAAGUGGCGGAGACGAUGGUACUGUCCGUGUUUGGGAGCUUUUGACCGGUCGACAGGUCUGGAGCGCCAAGAUCGGAGAUGAGGAAGCGGUCAAUGUUGUGAGAUGGCGACCAUUUUCUUCGGAAGAUAAUGCAUUAAUUCUUUCUGCCGCAGCUGGUGAAGAUAUCUAUCUCCUAGUACCGCCGAUUGUGGAUCCAGAAACCGAGGCCGUUGGCAAGGCAGUGCUCGAUAAAGGAUUUGGUCAUGCGACAAACGCGGUGCAGCCACUUACAGCGAAUGGAGCACGAAAGGAACCUGUUGCAAAGUGGACUCGUCCGGGAUCUCGUCUUGCAGAUGAGGGAGCUCUCAUCAAAAUAACAGUCCGAACCACCGUUAAGGUUAUCAGCUGGCACAAAAGAGGUGACUUUUUCUCGACCGUCUCUCCAACGGCUCAGAGGAGUGCUGUUGCUAUUCACACGCUUUCAAAACAUCUCACGCAAAUUCCUUUUCGCAAACUCCCUGGAAUCCCACAGACGGUUCAGUUCCAUCCCUCCCGGCCCCUCUUCUUCGUCGCGACCCAGCGAACAAUCCGGAGCUACGAUCUUCAGAAGCAAGAACUGGUCAAGAUCAUUCAACCAGGAGCGAGAUGGAUCUCUUCAUUCGACAUCCACCCAGGCGGUGACAAUCUGAUUGUGGGCUCAUACGAUCGACGACUUCUGUGGCACGACUUGGACCUCUCCACACGGCCAUACAAGACCAUGAGAUUUCAUUCGAAGGCUAUCCGAGCAGUGAAAUACCACAAGGGAGGCUUCCCGCUAUUCGCUGAUGCUAGUGACGAUGGUAGCUUGCAAAUUUUCCAUGGCAAGGUUGUCAGCGACAUGAUGGAGAAUGCCACCAUUGUACCGGUGAAGGUUCUCAAGGGACACAAGAUUAAGAGUGCAUUGGGAGUGAUGGAUAUCGAUUGGCAUCCUAGGGAGCCGUGGUGUGUUAGUGCUGGUGCAGAUGGGACUUGUCGCUUGUGGAUGUGA